Molecule: messenger RNA, 931 nt
Organism: Myotis daubentonii (Daubenton's bat)
Lineage: Eukaryota; Metazoa; Chordata; Mammalia; Chiroptera; Vespertilionidae
Product: histone H2B type 1-C/E/F/G/I
Cellular component (GO): nucleosome
Molecular function (GO): protein heterodimerization activity; DNA binding; structural constituent of chromatin
Source: RefSeq, a predicted model, not a curated record
ACAUCCCGGUGACGUUUCCGGGACUCACCACCAGUCGGACACGCCUUUCCUCCCCGCCGCCUGGAAGGAGCCCGAACCGGAGGACACUCGCAGCCUCGCGCUCGCUCUUCCCGUUGUUUACCGGCUUCUUCGGCGGUUCCUCCCGACCAUGCCCGAGCCCGCCAAGUCCGCGCCCGCCCCGAAGAAGGGCUCCAAGAAGGCGGUGACCAAGGCGCAGAAGAAAGACGGCAAGAAGCGCAAGCGCAGCCGCAAGGAGAGCUACUCGGUGUACGUGUACAAGGUGCUCAAGCAGGUGCACCCCGACACCGGCAUCUCGUCCAAGGCCAUGGGCAUCAUGAACUCGUUCGUCAACGACAUCUUCGAGCGCAUCGCGGGCGAGGCGUCGCGCCUGGCGCAUUACAACAAGCGCUCGACCAUCACGUCGCGCGAGAUCCAGACGGCCGUGCGCCUGCUGCUGCCCGGCGAGCUGGCCAAGCACGCCGUGUCCGAGGGCACCAAGGCCGUCACCAAGUACACCAGCUCCAAGUAGACGCGCGAGCCCCCGGCCUCACUCCUGAACCCAAAGGCUCUUUUCAGAGCCACCCACGUUCGCAGAGAAGGGGCUGGUGCGAAGUCGGGCAACAACCUUUGGAGAACCUGUGGGUCACUAACGACAGAAAUACCCGCUUGGCUCUCCAGGGUCUGGGAGUCCGCAUGAUUUGGGAAUUUCCUGCAUUUAAUAGGGCUCCCCACCAUGUAUCAGAGUUAAGGAGCGACGGAGAGGAAAACGUUAAGCUCUAAGCAAAUUUAAGCACGGCCGGCCCGGGCCAGGGAUUAAGCCGGACUCCCGCCUGGGCCGAGGCUGCGCCGGGGUUUGAAUUCGCCCGGGAGCGCGCGCCCUCGAAUCGGUCUGGCCAUUCAGCUGCCCGGAGGGACCUUGCCCCGCACCCCC